AUGAAAAUAAUCCUAGAACAGUAUAAAGUCGACAGAACAGCGUCGAAUGAGUUGUUGCAUAUUUUGACGCAGACUACUAUUUAUUUUACGUAUUAUUUUCAUCAUACUAUUUUAGUACACCGUGAUCGAGAAGAAUAUUUGGAAUUGAUUAAAAGAACUGGUCGAAUUCCUAGCAAGUUUAUACAAACAAAGAACUAUAAGCCACGCAAACUUCAAAAGUUUCGGAUAACAUCAAGAAAAAUUGUUAGUUCGGGUCUGUUGCAAAUAAAUAUGUCGGCUGUUGAACAGAUCAAUGCUAAUCCUGUCGGUCGAACCUCAAUGACGAGCGCAACUGCACGUGCCAAUGAAUCCCUUCGACCGAAUGCACUUUUUCGGGAUCCCUUUGCUCGAAUAUAUGCAGGUCAGAGUCUAUCACGACAGAUAUUGCUAUUGUCAGUACCGGAAAAUUCGACACCUGUAGCAUUCUAUCUAUUGGAUGUACCAGAAGUUCUCGCUUAUCGACAAAAAUGUUUUGAAAAACUCGAGUCUUCCCUGCCGAAGGUAAAUCGUUCAGUUGCCGAAAUUGCUUGCAAUUUAGUCAAUGACGAAUGGCCAGCAGAAUUACUUCACCAUGGAUUCAAGCCUGAUCAACCGACAUUUUGGCUUGCCGAAGGCCUGUUCCACUAUCUUACCAAACAAGAUAUUCAAAAGCUUCUUGAACGUAUUCAGAAGCUCUCAGCGAAGAAUUCCUGCAUUACGUUCGAUCUUGUAUCGCCUCGAUUACUCGAAUUGCUGCCUAUAAUCAAGUUUGCACUCGAUGAUGAGCAAGAAAUACGUCGAAUUUUCCAUGAAUUCAACUGUGAAGAUAUAGAAUGUAUGUCAUUUGAAAACAUCGGUCUCACAUAUAGACGAACAGUUUCACGUGAUCGAACAUUUAUUGUCACCGCUAAAUUAUUCAAUCAAUAUAGUCAUCUAAGCAAUUAA
Messenger RNA from Adineta ricciae, 963 nucleotides. NCBI's taxonomy places the organism in Eukaryota, Metazoa, Rotifera, Eurotatoria, Adinetida, Adinetidae. The record is from the annotation of a GenBank genome assembly.